AUGAACGACUUAGCGGACAACGAACCUACGAUUCUGGAAGAGUCCUCGGAUUAUCCACCGACUCAACAUGUCCCAAGGUUCUCGCGCUCUUUCUCCUCGCCCUUACCCGCAACCCUUGGCCAUCUCCAACGUCCGCAAAGCACAGAUGGUCAACGUCUAGCAGAAGUCAUCGAAUUUAACCCGGCCAUCAUUGCGUCUGAGAUCGCUGAUUCAGCGCAGACGGUCAUCCAAACCCUUCUUCAAGUCUCCCCACCUCACCUACUCGAUCCGACAAAGGAGCAGCUUUCUGGUUGCUCUCUACAAGUGCCGACAACCUCAAUGUCUGCAGUGCUCACCAAGCGCCCCAGCAACGAGUUCGAUGUUGGAGAACUCCUUCAAAACGUCGGGGAUGCUCUGAGCGGAGUCGCUGCGGAAGCGGGAGUCAAUUUGGUUGUAUUUCAGCAUGAGCCCAAGCUCGACAGCUCAACCAUCAUCUCUGAUGAGUGCGGCUUGAUCUACGCUGUAACGACGAUUGGGCGUCAGAUCAUUGGAUCAUCUAUCCCCGGGGAUGUGCUGGAGAUUGGUUUACGACUCGAACAGUCCAAUGCGUCGUUAGUCGACUCACUUGCCACAUGCAAGUUCGACUUCAAACAUCGUACGGUUGCGAGUUCGGCCCAGCCAAUCAAGCACGAGUCGUUCGUUAUUGGCAGAUUGCUCGAGAUGCUCCAAGCCACCAUAACCACAGUCCCCAAUGAGAGUGUCGACGGGAUGACAAUUGUGAGACACGAACUCUCUUUUCAAGCAAGCCACGGGGAUGCCGAGCCACUUAAGUCCACUCCAGCUCCUAUGGACAUUCCAAUGCGGCAGCCAUUUCACGGCGUCAAACUGGCAUCCGAGCCUACUUAUUCGGAAUUGGCCAACUUCGCAGUCUUUCUUCGACAUUCAAAGGUAUCGCUAUAUGCCAGCCCGGACAGUACUUUCGCCCACAAAUUAACUCUCUAUCUGGCUGGUUGGGGAGUGGACGUACUCGUCGCAGCGUCUACAAUCGAUGGAACUACGACACCUCCUGAAGGAGAUCCGUCGGUAACCUCGAAUACUACGACUGGCCCAGAUAGCGCCGCUUCGAAAGCUGAAGGAAAUGAUACUGCACCCCAGCAGCCGCGAGAUGCAGAGAAGCAUACAAAAGGACGCCCGUUGAUCAUUAUCGACGACGAUCUCUCCGUCCUGAGAUUAAAACUCAUGGAACUCCAACUACAUAUCCCACCUACCAAACCCACGCGACCAAGCUUGGCCUCCAACCACAGGCCUAAGUCUGCAAUCCUAAAGCGUGUCAUGGGGACCUUCAACGAGUCCAUGCGGGAGCCUCAGCCCGCCAUAGUGUACUUCACCAGUCUCUCCAAAUAUAGGGAUGUCAAAGAUGCCAUUCAAGCAUCGGUGUCUCGAGAACCUGGGAGGUGUCCUGACAUCGUUGUUGUCCCCAAACCGGCUGGUGUUCGUCGUUUCCUGACCGCACUCUAUGUAGCAUCAACCAAACCCUGGGUUGACCCUCUGUUCUUUAGCCCAAUCGCCACGUCCCCAAUGACCCCUCAUACUCUCACACCAUCACCUUUUAUUCCGACAUCGGUCAAACCAUUGGCUCCAGGGACACCUCCGGCAGUAAUAGAGGUACCAACUCAAGAUGUCGCCCAAAACGCACUGUCGAGCGGCACUCCCACCCCUAUACAAACUCUUUCGUCGCCCAUAGGAGCUACUGGAGGAUAUUUUGACCGAGGAGGUAGCAAAAUUGCUGGUUCUGUGACAUCUGGACUCUUCGUCAAAAGCGCAGAUGGGAAGACGGGGAUAUGGUUCCAACCUCCUGAACAAGCAGAUCGCGCUCUCGACCACCCUGUAUCGGGCAGCUCAAACUCUGCACACGACGUGGCUAUUCAGCGGGCAUCUUCAUCACAGACAACUGAAAUACCUAGCACAUCCAUACCAGCAACAUCAAAAGUUCCAAUCCCUGACGGUGACACCGACCAAGGUCCAAACUUGGUAUUUGAACAGGGACCACCCUCCGCUGCCCCAAAGGCACCGAGAGCAUCGAUCGUUGGUGCAAAGGCCAAGGAACUAAAGGAUGCAGUUGUCCCACCAAUCAAUGUACUAAUUGUAGAAGCGAACUUUUUAUCGGGAUUUAUGCAGAAAAACAAAAUAUCAUAUGGGAUGGCGUGCAAUGGACAAGAGGCCGUUGACAUGUGGAAGCAAGGCAGCUAUCACUUGGUUCUGAUGGACAUACAAAUGCCAGUUAUGGACGGCAUUGAGGCAACUAAAAAGAUACGGGAACUAGAAGCAGCUCGAUAUCGAGGACUUUCUUCUUUUGGCACGGUACCAGAGGGCAUACAGACACCGACCUCAUCCGUAUCAAGUGACUCACUACAUCCAUCCACACCAUUUCACUCAUCGGUCAUUAUUGUGGCGCUAACUGCGCAAGCCUCGACACAAGAUCGUGUCACAGCCCUCGCGGCUGGAUGCAAUGACUUCCUUAGUAAGCCCGUGAGGAAUGUUUGGCUCGAAAAAAAGAUUAUUGAAUGGGGUUCCAUCAAGGCCCUCCAAAUGUGGGCAGAUCCAGAAAUAGAGCCAGCACUACAAAGAAAGCAACAAACAGCAGCACAAGUCGUCGCUGAUAACCUGAAAAUUGUUCGGCCAGGACGGAGCACUGCGGCGACGUGA
Molecule: messenger RNA, 2685 nt
Organism: Serendipita indica DSM 11827
Lineage: Eukaryota; Fungi; Basidiomycota; Agaricomycetes; Sebacinales; Serendipitaceae
Source: the annotation of a GenBank genome assembly